GAUAAAAAAUUAUCUAAGAUUCGAAUUUUAAAUAUUUUACAUAUAUAUUAUUAAAUGUACUUUAAAAUAAACAAAAUUAUUAUUUUUUAAUUUUAUUAUUAAAUAAUCAACUUUAUAUUAAUAUUAGUUAAAAAGAAUAAAAUAUAUAAUAUUAAUACAUUUCAUUUUAAAUUAAUUUAACUUUUAACAAAUUUAUCACUGCAUAUUGUGCAGGAAAACACGUAGUAAGCACUUAUAUUGAUUUUUCAUAAGGCGUGUUGACCAUUAAUUAACCAAUAUAAUUAUAUACAGAGAAUCUCAAGCUGGCCUUAAGCUUAAAAAGUCUUUAUGUCAUUGUUUAAUGUCAAUGUCUAAAUCGACACCAUUGACCUUUAUAGGUCAGUAGAAAAUCUAUUAGCAAGUUGAUGAUCAAUAACUUAUUGAAUACUGUACUUCGCAAUGAAGGCUGGCAGACUUGCGAAACCUUCAUCGCUAUAGUUUAUUAAAAAUAAAUAUUAUUUGCAUAUUUGAUAAUGCAUGUUUAAUCACACAAUACACGAACAUACCUACUAAUACAUGUUUCUAAAAAUGUUGAAAGUUCGUGAAGACAUGCUAGUUGACCCUUCCAUUCACUGAUUCACUCAUUGUCUAGCAAAAGUCAACUACUAUUAUUGAACCAUUGAAUUUUCUCUUUCUUUUUCUUUUUAUUUGUUGAAUCGACUAUUCCGAUUUUUUUGCUGUCAUUUGUUUUCCUUUUUCCCAUUUUUAUAUGGCAUGUCACUGCAAUUCCGCCUCGCCUGGUUGUUUCCAUUCGUAUAAUUUUUGUCUUUUGUAGGAGAGGUUAUGUGAUCAUAAGAGGCGUAAAUAUUUUUGUGAUAUUCUAAAGUAAUUCGUAUCGAUGACCGAGGACUUUUUCUAGUCUAGAUAAGACUAAUAUGUUUAUUUAUUUUCUUGUAAUCUAGUAUACGAUAACGUGGCAAAAUAUAAAACUACACACGAAAUCAUUAGUUUUUUUCCAUGAAAUGUUAUUAAGCGAUUGUUGAGUUUUCUUGGACAUUGUGAGAAAAUUAAAAUUAAAACUUUUUUUUUGCUUCUAAUUCCUAAAUGGGUUUGGUGUUUGAUUAUGGGAAGCUACUAAAUAUGUUAUCAAAUUUUAGUUAUCAAAGACAAGAUGACUAUAUCCAUAUGUUAACUUAUCAAUAUGUUAUAUCCUUUUGGUAAAGAAAGAAACCACAUAGAUACACGAUAGUUUACUUAGACCAAAACAAGAAACAAAAUAAGAUGCUAGCUAACUAAAAUGAAACACUAACAAACUCACGUAUCCAUAUGAAAUUUACCCUUUCAAAAGAAUAUGAAAUCCACCCUUAAUGUGUAAAGCUAAAUUGCUAUAUGGCCAUUCAUAUACAUGGGAGCACACGCAUGUAUUUAGAGAGAGAGAAUGUUCCAAUUGAAAAAAUAAUUAUAGUAGACUAGGUAUUGUAUUAUUAUCAUCAACGAGGCCAAGGAUUUAUAUUUUGGUUAGAUUAAUAGGGAUAUUUUAAAACAAAUGACUCGGAUGUGAAAGCAUAUAAAUCCGGAGAUAGAAAAGGUCGUCCUUAACUCAUGGUUGAAAUCAUUAUAAAAUGAACAAGUUGAAGUGUUGACGAUAUGAGUCUUCCUCGAAGAAAGUACACAUCGAUCUAUUCUGAAGGCUAUAUAUAUAGUAAGAGGUUGUGAAGAAAGAGGACAAACAAACAAACAAAAGAAGAAGAAGAAUUUUUUAUUUUUUUCAGACAAGAAGAAGAGGACGAAUUGAAGAUCUUCUUAUAUUUCUGAUUUCUAAAUGGAGGUUCUUAAGAAACUACCUACUUCAGAUUCUAUUGUAAAAGAUGAAGUUGCAGGAUCUGAUGGAGGCAUCCAAGAAAGUAGAAAGGUGAGUCAUGAACUUGAAUCUGCAAAUGUUGAGAUGCGUGAAAUGAAGGAGGAGAAUGAGAAACUUAAAGUAAUGCUAGAACAUAUUGAGAGUGAUUACAAGUCUCUUAGACUCAGAUAUUUGAACAAAGUUCAGCAAAAAUCUUCAGCCAAACCAGUUCCGGAUAACAAGAAUGAUCAUCUCAACGCAGAGUUUGUAAGUUCUUCUGAUCAAGAACGUGAAUUUGUUUCGCUUUCUCUGGGGAAAAGAAGCUCAAAUUCUCCAUCUAAUAGCAUUGCCAAUAAGGAAGAGAAGACAAAAUUAAUAUGCUUAGGAGCCAAGGAAGAAGAGGAAUUGACAAAUGCGGGUUUGACUUUAGGACCAGCCGUUGGAUUAGCAAAGGAAAAUCGUGCCAUUUCAAGCCUAGAAUAUAGCUCAUCAGAAGAAGCUCCAGCCAUGAAUAAAGUCACCGGGAAGAGAAGUUCUCCUAGUGGCGGUGCUGAUGAUAAUAGUCAGCAAAAUCUUGCCAAAAGAGCUAGAGUUUGUGUUAGAGCAAGAUGUGACACUCUCACGAUGAAUGAUGGCUGUCAAUGGAGAAAAUACGGACAAAAGGUUGCGAAAGGAAUUCCUUGUCCAAGAGCAUAUUACCGCUGCACGGUUGCACCUGGUUGUCCUGUUCGAAGACAGGUCCAAAGAUGCGUGGAUGACAUGUCAAUUCUAAUCACAACUUAUGAAGGAACACACAACCACCCUCUUCCACUCACAGCCACCGCCAUGGCUUCCACCACCGCAGCUGCCGCCUCCAUGCUCCUCUCUGGUUCCUCCACAUCAGGGUUAGACACCGAGAUGAUCAAGAACUUCAAACUUUAUGACAACAAUUCAAGACUCAUAAACAAACCAACCGUUCUCUCGCCAUUACACCCUACAGCCACUCUAGAUCUCACUAUUCCUAUGCCAAAACCAUCUUCAUCACCAUAUUCUUUGAACUUCAACACAUUUUCUUCACUCCAAAGGUUCCCUUCCACAAGCCUUAAUUUCUCUGCUUCUUCUUCUUCCUCCGAUUCAACUUCAACCAUCAACAUUCCCACGAUAUGGGGUAGUGGAUACGCUUCUUGCAGUCCUGUUACAGAUAAUAAGGUACACACCGGACGGCCAUCAUUUCUAAAUAUUGGAAAAAACCUACCGCAAAACCCUUCUUUGACCGAAACCCUAACGAAGGCUCUUACUUCUGACCCAAGUUUCCACUCAGUGAUAGCACAAGCCAUAUCAACUAUGGUCGGAUCAGGGAAUGGAGAUCAGCAAUCCGCUCGUACCUUAAAUAGCUUGUCGAUUACUAAACAACAGGCUGCUGCAGAUUCUAACAACAAAAAUAAAGGAUGUGAAGGGUAUUUCAGCAGCUUAUUGAUGUCAAAUAUGGCGAAUCCAGGAAUGUUAUCAACGUUAAACCUACCGUCGUCAGAACUUCCAUUCACUUUGUUCACGACUUCUUCUUCUUCGUCUAAGCCAAGUUUUUCGAACGAGGAAAAAAAGAGGUUGUAACUUUAUAGUAUUUUCAGUGUGUAAUGCAAACGUCUUAAGAGUUAAUUAUUUUCUGAUG
This is a messenger RNA of Brassica rapa (field mustard), 3467 nucleotides long. Its product is annotated as probable WRKY transcription factor 72. Gene Ontology annotation, biological process: regulation of DNA-templated transcription. The record is from RefSeq and is a predicted model, not a curated record. Lineage: Eukaryota; Viridiplantae; Streptophyta; Magnoliopsida; Brassicales; Brassicaceae. Gene Ontology annotation, molecular function: DNA-binding transcription factor activity; sequence-specific DNA binding.